Messenger RNA from Aphidius gifuensis, 3343 nucleotides. RefSeq names its product MOB kinase activator 1B (gene mats). The record is from RefSeq and is a predicted model, not a curated record. Bases 584 to 1237 code for a protein of 217 amino acids. Gene Ontology annotation, biological process: hippo signaling; positive regulation of protein phosphorylation. Gene Ontology annotation, molecular function: protein kinase activator activity. The transcript is spliced from 5 exons. Lineage: Eukaryota; Metazoa; Arthropoda; Insecta; Hymenoptera; Braconidae. Gene Ontology annotation, cellular component: nucleus; cytoplasm.
UAGAGAGCAAUAGAGAGAGAGAGAGAGAGAGGAGAGUUUUUGUAUGUAAAAAGUAUUUCCGGUAUAUGGAUCCAAGUGGUCAUGACCAAUCAAUGGACAUGACGCAUUUCUGUCGCACUAAAAUAUAACCAAUCACAUGAAAAAAAAAAAUUUAUUUGGUUUAUUGAAAAGAGAGAAAAUAAUAUAUUAAAACAAAGACAAAUAUGAAUUGUUUUUUUUUGCUCUCUCAACAAUGAUCGUCAUCUCACUUUUCCACCCACGUUCACCUUCUUCAUCUAUCGUGUAAAAUUGUGUGUUAAAUCCCACACAUACAACAACAGUGUGUGAAUCAGUUGGACACAAAAACCUUGGUCUUACUUUUGAUAACUUUAUAUAUUAUUUUUGUCAUUAUUUUGUUUAAACUUAAUUUAUAAUAUUGUUUAUAAUUUAUUAUCAUUAAAAACAAUAUAUUGAUAAUAAAUUUAAUCAAGUUAUUGUGUUUAUUUUGUUAAAUGAUAUUUUUUUUUGCUUGGUGAAAAAGUGAAAACGCCAUAGCAACAAAACAACGUUGCAGAACUUGACGCAAAAUCACCAGACAAGCAAAAUGAGCUUCCUAUUUGGAAGCAGAUCUUCCAAGACAUUUAAGCCAAAAAAAAAUAUACCUGAAGGUACACAUCAGUAUGACUUGAUGAAACAUGCUGCUGCAACACUUGGAUCUGGAAAUUUACGUCUUGCUGUUAUGCUACCAGAGGGUGAAGAUUUAAAUGAAUGGGUUGCUGUUAACACUGUAGAUUUUUUCAAUCAAAUAAACAUGUUGUAUGGCACAAUCACAGAAUUUUGUACAGAAGAUAGUUGUCCAAUAAUGUCAGCUGGACCUAAAUAUGAAUAUCAUUGGGCUGAUGGUCAUACUGUUAAAAAACCAAUUAAAUGUUCAGCACCAAAAUAUAUUGAUUAUCUAAUGACAUGGGUACAAGAUCAAUUGGAUGAUGAGACUUUAUUUCCCUCAAAAAUAGGUGUACCAUUUCCAAAAAAUUUUCUUUCUAUUGCAAAGACAAUAUUGAAACGUUUAUUUAGAGUUUAUGCACAUAUUUAUCAUCAACAUUUUAGUGAAGUUGUUCAAUUGGGUGAAGAAGCACAUUUAAAUACAUCAUUUAAACAUUUUAUAUUUUUUGUUCAGGAAUUUAAUUUAAUUGAAAGACGAGAAUUGGCACCACUACAAGAAUUGAUUGAAAAAUUAACAGCCAAGGAUGCACGAUGAAUAAUAAUUGAUUUAAAAUAAUAAUCAUUCAAUCAGAUAUACCGAAAAACCUUCUCCAAAGAAUCUCAACUGGAUUUUUUUGAUGAUUGCUGUUAAAUAACUGUAAAUUUUUUUUUUUUAAUUGAUAUAUUUUGUUUGAAUCGAAAUAUUAAAAUUUACGUGGUAAGUUUUACUCUACAAGUAUUUUUUUUUUUGUUUUUUUUUUUGCACAAUAUUGUCAAUUGAUUAUUUUAUUUUGUUUAAAUUAGAAAAUUAAGAAACAAAUGUUUUUUUUUUUUCUUUGUAAUAUAAUUUUUGUGUUCAAAUGCGUUUCAAUGCAAUCUUUCUCGUGUCUCUCUCAAUUUAUUUAUUAUCAUUAUUUAUUGUUUUUUUUUUUUUCUUAUCUAUCAAAAGCGCUAAUUUAAAUACUCGAAUUUUUUUUAAAUAUAAUUUUAUUUGCUCCAACUGGAUAUAAAUUUAUUAAAAUUCAUGUACAGCAUUUUUUAUUAUUUAUUAUUUUUUUUUUCUCAAAAGGUGCGCAUUUAUUUUGAGUAUACAUAUUUUAUGAAAUUUUUAAAUUCAAGUUUCAUAAAUAACGUCAUAUAAAUUUUGUAUAAACAGUUUUGCUAGUGAUAAAAAAAAUAUACGCGUAGUAACAUAAUUGUGAAUGGAAAAAAAAAAUAAAUAUGUUUUGGAAAAUAUUUAAAAUAAUGAAACAAUGAAUAUUUAAUGAAAAUCAAAUUGAUAAAACAAAUAUAUUUUAUAUGUAAAGAAAAGGAAAUGAAAAGCUUUUGCGAAUGAGCUGUUUUUUUUUUUUUUUAUAAUAUAAAAUUGCCUUGACAUUCGUACAAGUUGUCGUCAAUGUGAUUGAACAAUAUUUUAUUAGUCCAAAUAGCAUUUUAUUAACCGGAAAUUAAAACUAAAUAUACAAAAAUUAAAAAAAAAAAAAAAAUGCGUGAUUAUAAGCUAAUCAUUAAUAAUCUCCAUGAAAUUGAGUAAAAAAUACAAAAAACAAGUCGGCUAUAAUAAUAUUAGUAUUUUAUUAUUUUAUAGAAAUUUAAGUACUUAAUGAAAAAAGGUAGUAGGUUCUAUAAAAAUUAUGAUUAAAUUAAAAAACAAUUAAAGUAAAAAAAAUGUCCAACGAGUCAAGACAUAAUAAAUAAACUCGUCUACUAUUUUGUAAUAUAAUAAUUGAUAGUAAUCAAUUAACAUAAUCACAAGUGCUCGUAGAAAAAAAAAAAUAAGAAAAAUUAAAUUCUUCUUCAUCUAGAUUAUACUUUUUCUGUUUUAUAAUUUUUUUUCCUGAACAAACAAAAAAUUGUUUCUAUUAAUUGUUGAAAAUUUUGCUGAUAUUUAUUAUGUUUUUUCUUUUUUUUUUUUAAAACUUUUUGCAUUAUAAUUCAAUACGAUAUUAUCUAAAAUAAUUUGUAAAUGUUUUAAUGUAUUAUGCGAAGGUGUCUUUUGUAAGAUGUAAGAGACCAAAUUAACGUUAUUGGGGAAAAACAAAAUAAUGACAAACAAAUAACUCUGGUAGAUUUUUUUUUUUUAUCAAUAUUAAUUUUUAUUUUUUAAUCUUGAUAUAUUUUUUGUUUAAAUACCAGAGUUUUUUGAGUCACUGUAAAAAAAACUUAAAGAUUACAAAGAUAUAAACAAAAUAAAAAUUGAUUGUUAUUUUUUUGCUAUACAGCUGUAAUAUUUCCAAUUGUAAAUAAUAUUUUCUCAAUAAACAAAGGCUCGAUGUAAUAUCUCUAUAAAUACUGUUGUCUAUUAUUGAAUAUAUUUUUUUUAAAUAUUAACAAUUUAGAAAAAAUAAUUUAAUAAUAUUAAUUAUAAAUAUUUUUUCUUUUUAUUUUUUUCUUAAAAGAUUGUUUAUUGAUUGACUUAAAAAUAUUAAAAUUUAAAUACGAAUGACGCUUGUAAAUAAAAAUUAUUCACUUAAAAAUUUAAUAUGUAUUAUUUAUAACAAAAUUAGAAUAUACAUUAUUAUUCAUCAAUAUUUACUCAAUGAAUUGUCUAGUUCUCUUGAAAUAUGUUAUUUAAAAUUUUUAAAUAAUUCAAUUAUUAUUUAAAUAAAUAGUAAUUUUUCAAUUUUAAUACUUUUGUCCAUGAAAAUGAAAAAAAAAAAAA